Messenger RNA from Lucilia sericata (common green bottle fly), 2136 nucleotides. RefSeq lists its product as uncharacterized. The transcript has a single exon. NCBI's taxonomy places the organism in Eukaryota, Metazoa, Arthropoda, Insecta, Diptera, Calliphoridae. The record is from RefSeq and is a predicted model, not a curated record. Bases 1 to 2136 code for a protein of 711 amino acids.
AUGCCGUUGACAGCUCUCGAACGUUUUACCCGUCUUUCGGAUUCGGUUAUAAAAUUUGAGGCUAAUUUUCAUACCAUUCGCGAAGAGGAGCAUCAUGUUUAUUAUUUUGAAGUUUUGAACAGCGAACUGAAGAUGUUAUGGGAGAAAAUGAAAAUUGCCUUUGAUAAGUGUAUUGAUGAUCUUGAAUCAUCAGAAGACGCGGAGCCAGAGGAUAUCCAAGUGGCUGAAAGCAAAUUUAAUAGCACCAUGAACAUUUAUGCGCGUUGUUCAAAGCUUAUAAAACUAAAAAUUGAUGAACUUGAGGCCAGAUCGAGACCUAAAGAGUCUCCUACUAUUAAUAAUGAUACAAACCAUGAUAACGUCAGUCAUAAUUUGCCUCUACCUCCCUGUGACACGGACAUUUUCAGUGGCGAUUACCUAUCUUGGCCCACGUUUAGGGAUCUUUUUACCGCAUUGUAUAUCAAUAACAGUCGCCUUAGUAAUAUAGAGCGGUUAUGUUAUUUGGUAAAAAGGACGGAUAAGGAGGCAAGAGAGAUUGUAUCUAAAUGUCCAUUGACUAACCUAGGUUUUGAUAUCGCUUGGAAAAGCUUGAAGGAUACAUAUGAAAAUCCUCGAAUGUUAGUAAAUAAUCAGUUGAAAGGUUUGUUUGGGUUAGAGACAAUUUCAAAAGAAACUAGCUCGUCUUUGAAAACGUUGCAACGCGGAAUUAAUGGUUUUAUUACUGCCAUGGCAAUUUAUGAAAUUUCCACUCAAAAUUGGGAUCCCAUUCUAGUUUUUAUCUGUAUUCAAAGAUUACCUUCUCAGACCGUGACAUUAUGGGAACAGAGCAUCAAGGACAAAACGGCCUUAUCCUUAUGGAAGGAUUUGGAUAUGUUUUUGUCCGAAAGAAUUCAGACUUUGGAUUGCAUCCGCGAUCUAACGAGUUCCAAUGUUGAUAAAAAAGGUUUUGAACGGAAAGUAAAGGCUCAUGUUUCUAAUACAGGCACUCAGAAUGCGUGUGUAGUUUGUCAUAGACAGGGUCACUUAUUACGUUUUUGCCGUCAAUUCAAAAAAAUGUCUGUUUCUGAGAGGUAUAACGUAGUAAAGAAACAUCAUUGUUGUGUGAACUGUUUUGCACCAAGCCAUGAGGUUAGGGAUUGCAAGAGCGAACAUAGUUGUUCCGUUUGUAGGAAAAGACAUCAUACUUUGCUUCAUCGUGAGAAUCCAGUUGGUAAUUCUGCUUCACCACCUAUAGCUAAUAAUUCUAAAGUUGCAAUAAUUGGCAAUACGCCUGAAUUAAAUUUGCAAGAAGCUUCUACCUCCGCCACUGCUCCAACUAAUUCGAAUCGCCAAGUCUUCCAUAUUUUACAAAAUUCGUCUGUUUUAUUGGGAACAGCUAUGGUUUCGGUUCAUAGUCAUGAUACAACGUAUCCAGCUAGAGCAUUAAUUGAUCCUGCUUCGGAAGCCUCUUUCAUAUCGGAACAUUUGCGAAAUCAACUGCGACUUCCGUCACAUUCUACGAAUGUUACGAUUUCCGGUGUUCAUAAAGACGCUUCUACAACUUCGAGGAAAUGUUGCUCUAUUCGAGUUGGUUCCCCACUAGAUGCAGGUUUUAAUUUGGAAGCUAAUGCUUUUGUAUUACCUUCUAUUUCCGGAAAUUUGCCUUCAUUCAAUUGUCCUUCGGAAAUAAAAGGUGAAUUACCAAAUAUAAGACUGGCAGAUCGUAACUUUUACAAAAGUAGGGCAGUAGAUUUAUUACUUGGCGCUGACCUAUAUCCACGUAUUAUAUUGAAUGAAGUUCGGAAUAAUAUAGUUGGUAGUUUAAUGGCUCAGAAGACUGUGUUUGGUUGGGUUCUGACAGGACCCGUUAACAUUUCGCCAAAAGAUUCUAUCAAUGUAUUCUCCACUACGAUUACCCAUUCAGAGGAGGAUAAUUUAAAUGAGAAUCUCACAAAAUUUUGGGAGUUAGAACAGCCACCAAGACGGAAAGUGCUAUCGCAAUCCGAUAAAAUGUGUGAGGAAAUCUAUAGAAAGACUACCUUUCGUGAUUCAGAGGGAAGAUAUGUAGUAUCAUUACCCUUUAAACCUGAGUUCCCUCAGGAAAUUAAUUUAGGAAUCUCGAGGACAGGAGUGUUGAAACACGAAAACCAGAUGUGA